AUGGACGGUGCCGAUAAUGGGAAUACGGGGACAGCGGGACCUCCUGCGAAACGCGCUCGGCGGCCGAAUUUUAGUGAACGGGAAAUUGAAGCCCUGGUAGCAGGGUAUCAAGUGAACAAAACUAUCAUCGAUGCCACUGGGAUAACCGAGAGCGUCUUCGCUGUGUCAGGAAUCAAACGGACGACGGCAGAGGUUAAAAAAAAGUGGACGGACUACAAAAGCGCCAACAAGAAAAAAGGGGCAAGCGUUAUUCGCAGUCUCGGAAGGACUGGAGGUGGUGCCGCCGACGUGCCGCCCCUUACACCACUUGAGGAACGAGUGGUUGGCACUUUGGACACCAGCACAGUUGCCGGCAUCGACGGCAGCUUCGACAUUGGGGUAGGAGGACCUAACGUCGUACUCGACUACGACGGCAUGCAGCGCAGGGGCUCCACCUCUUCUACUACUGCAUCAGUUUUGUCUGAGCCCGUUGAAGCACCUGAGGAAGAGGCAAGGGUGCACCAAACAGACACUGCUACGCCUUUGGCUGCACAUCACAGAGGUGCUUCCCGUUCCACGUCGAGGGUCAGCAGCGCAGAGGAUAUUGCACAAACCCAGCGAAAGAUUGAGGGACACCUUGCAGCACUAGUCGACAUAUUGGGCAGGAUUUUAGCCAUCCAAGAGUACAAAUAUGGUGUAAAGACGCUUCCUGCAGGAGCUGCCCAAGUAAACAACAGAAACAUAGAUGAAAAUGUUACAUUGUAA
Messenger RNA from Ornithodoros turicata, 744 nucleotides. RefSeq lists its product as uncharacterized. NCBI's taxonomy places the organism in Eukaryota, Metazoa, Arthropoda, Arachnida, Ixodida, Argasidae. The record is from RefSeq and is a predicted model, not a curated record. The coding region runs from base 1 to 744 and encodes 247 amino acids. The transcript is spliced from 7 exons.